Nematocida homosporus is the source of this 3261-nucleotide messenger RNA. RefSeq lists its product as uncharacterized. Gene Ontology annotation, molecular function: ribosomal large subunit binding; ubiquitin protein ligase activity. Lineage: Eukaryota; Fungi; Microsporidia. The coding region runs from base 1 to 3261 and encodes 1086 amino acids. The transcript has a single exon. The record is from RefSeq and is a predicted model, not a curated record. Gene Ontology annotation, biological process: rescue of stalled cytosolic ribosome; ribosome-associated ubiquitin-dependent protein catabolic process. Gene Ontology annotation, cellular component: cytosol; RQC complex.
AUGAAUCCCUUUGAACAAACUACGGGUGCUUCUGUUGAUAAGCGUGUCUUAACAUAUUUUACACAGAUACAGAAAAGAAGCCCUGCUGCUAGAAAUAGCGGGUUAGAACGGAUUUUGAAUGAAUUGGAAGAUUUAGACAUCUUUUCAGUUGAACAGUGCUUGUUUGAUGUGUUACCGUUACUUUGUCGUGAUAGCUCAGAGACAACACAAGCACUUAUCUCAGGCAUUUUACUAGGACUACUUCAAAAGAAUGCCUUUGAUAAGUUAGAGGAGAGAGUUCAUCUAUGGCUCACUCUCUUUUUGAACAGACCAGAUAAGCCAGGGCAGCGAGUGAUUGCUCGACUAGCUAAGUCCGGGCGCCUAGCUACUCUUUUAGCCGCACAGAAACAGAAGUGCACGAUUAAAGAGCACAUCGGCAUAGUGCUGCUUGAGAUAAAAUACUUGGGAGUGGCCGAGAUAGACCAAGCCUUACUAGAACGAAUUUGCAAGAGCGGUAAGCCCGAAGACGUAGAGCAGCUAGGAAGGUUGUUCAGCAAAUUAGACCAAAUUCAUCCUGAUAUCCAACUGGACACACCAGCACUUCACCAACUAGUACAGACCUUAGCUAAGUUCACAAACAAAGAGAUUGUGCAGUUAAAGUGGCUUCUCUGGGCACGAACCAAAGGCAAGUAUGCUUUGAGUAGUCUGGAGCAAGAGAUCGGGCAAAUUCCAGAAGAGAUAGUCUUACAAUUAGUACAAUCUGAAGUAUUUCAAGAGCUAGUGCAAGUCAACGGUCUUUCUGAGUUUCUCAAUCAAGCCAAACGAAUCUACCCAUCUUUGCUCCCACACCUAGUAAAUUUAUCGGCCAACCGCCAUCUUGUGCUCAAGCGAAUUAUUCGCACUAAUCCAAUUGCGGCACUAGAAGCACUUGAAAUUGAAGAAGAAGACUUUCCCUACCUGAACCAACUUGAUGAGACCAAAAAGAUCAACAAAAUUCUCCAAUCCCAACCCAAAGACACGCCCUUCCUUUCAUCUCCACUUAUCUACACCCAUCUUACACCAGAAGAGAAGAUUUGUCGCGCAGAUACGCUUGGGCACACAAUUGACCAAGUAGACCCCACUAUUCCCGAAACCUUCACCAUCCAGCAGCUCCGCAAUAAGGGUAUUCUAGCCGAAAGCAUUCGAGUCUUUCCCAACGCGUAUUUUAAGAAUGCCGACUUAACACCUGAAGAAGAGGUUUAUACAGCUGCUAUUCAUCCAAGUCUUUGUAGCACUCAAACCAUCGAUCUGCUCUUUAAACACAAUCUCUUUCCCGAAGAGAUUCUAGUCGCUCUGCCUCCAUCCCUCCAUCCUUAUCUUGUACAACGACUGGCCAAUGCCCCCAAAGAUAUCAGCAAAGGUAUUUACGAAGUCGUCCAAGCCAAUAUCUCUCCAGCCCUGGAAUUCAUUAUUCUCUCUACUCUUUAUCAAGAACCCGAGUACCGCCACAAGACUUUCACCUCAACCUACUCCAUUCCAGCCGCUGGAAUUGCCCCAGAAUAUGCCCUUUAUCUUCUAGAGCGACAAGCCCUGGAGCCCACUUCACUCUACAAGUACUUGGUUGCCGAGGCCAAUAAGUGUGCGGCUGGCACCUUAGACCUCCUUUCCGACCCCUUUAUUUUAGAAGAUUCGAUCUCUCCCAAUACUCCAGAUCAAAAACAUUCCUCCUAUCUCUUCCCAGGCCUUUAUGAUCGCUGGGACAAGGUCCUAGCCAAAAUAUCCACCAGCCAUCCAGAUGCCCAGCUAAUUAGACAAGUUUUAUCUAUUCAGGAAACACUCCCCGAUCUUUCACCUACUUACACACCUCCUAAAUGGGCCACUGAAGGCUCUUGUCUAUUCAGCCGGGUUGUGCGAUCUCUUCUCUUCUGGCAAGCCAUUACAGCCGGUCGCGAACCAGCUCUCCUCACUAAUAUUACAGCUAAAUUCCCACAACUACCAACUACGCCAAUUUAUUCUCUCUACUUAAACCUACUACUUAGUCGGCCUAUGGCCACAGACGAUCUAGCCGAUAUCCCAAAAACCAUAGAGUCUCUGAAGGUUACCAACUGCCAAGAAAGAGACAUUCUUCUUUUUGCCACCGUACGUGUUUACAGCCACACCCACAAGACUUCAACCAGCUCACUAGAUCUGUCUUCACUCUGGACCUACAUCACAACUCUGCUCCCUGAAGUCUCACCACGAGUCCGGUCGUAUCUCUUGCAGCACCUACCACCAACCACCGCUCUUUUUGCUUUGCCUUUUGAGCAUCUCAGCACCCAGACUCUUAGACAUCUCCAGGCCUACUUAGCUGCUAACCCCGAACCAGCAUCUCUAGCCCUAAAAUCCGACUCUUUCUGGACCAAAGCUUCUACUUCCAUUAGACUUCAAGCGUACAAUCCAGUCCUACAAGCCAUUGCCCAUCACUACGCAAAUAUUGCCUUCAAUUUAUACAGUAUUUCCCAGGUAGAGCAAGGCGCAGUUGACUCCGAAGUUUUCUAUCUUAUGUUCGAUAUUCCAGCCAUUACUAACAUCCGCCAGAUGAGUCCUUUUGAAUGGCGCGUGUUCUUAAUGAUUUGCAAUGAAAUACGUAGUAUCGCUAUUUGUACUCUACUCUCAGCCAUGGUUCGUUCUGAAUGCCAGUGGCUAGCCUUCUUAAUUGCUAGUGAAACCAGCGACUUAGACAUGCUUGCUCUUUUUGCCCGAUCUUUCCCGCUUCUCACACGAAUCUUCUUCCAGAGCAGCAGGCGGAAGCAGCUCCUUCAGCGACAUUUCAUUAACCAAGUAUCGCGUACUAUCAUCAAAGAAGAGGUUUCAAGACCUCUAGCCGGUGUUAAUCUCAAAGUCAAAACCAUCGCGCAAUCGCAUAUUAUUAUAGCAACGUACCAUAUUGAAGAAUCCGUUCUUGAAGUCAACGCCCGCUUUCCCCAGGACUAUCCACUUACUACCCCCGAGAUCAAAAUCAUCUCCUGUAUUGGAGUAAAGAAGCAGAAACUCCAGCGCCUUGUUCUUCGCAUCCAAAUGCUCCUCUCUGAAUUCUGCCGAAUUGGCGAAGCAAUGGCCCUCUGGAAAGUUGCACUCGAUCAAAGUGUUAAUGACGAAGAAGAGUGUGGUAUCUGCUUCUUCCUUCUAGAUGAGUUCUCUAAGACGUUCCCCGAUACCAUUUGCCCGUUCUGUAGCAACAAAUAUCACCAGAGCUGUUUGCGUCGCUGGCUUCAGAAAAGCAAGAAUCUUUGUCCCACGUGCCGGGCAGAGAUCAGAUCAUAA